GGUGGAUCCAUUAGAUAUACGGAUUCAAGUCCAGUCUCUGAACAACGUUGCCAGAGACAACAAGCAAAACUGUUUUCCUCUGUGUGCGUUACGAUAUUCUUCUUCGAUCUCACUCUUCCGCUCGCCCAUCUCCCCGAAUCUUUCGUUCUCGAAAGUUCUAGUAGCUGGACAGACCAGUAGCGGAGCAUUAAAGCUCCCAUUGAAAAGGAGCUCCACGUUCGCUGCUCUGCUCUCCAACGACAUGUUUUGCCCAUGCCAGACUUGGGUCGGGCCCCACGUUAGCUGCUCAAGUCCGAAACAGACAUCGUGAGACGAAAAGCGAGAAACAAAUUGAAAUCUACUUGAGGAAUGCUGCUUGAUUUUAUUCAAAAACCGCCUUGUCAUAUAAUGAAGUGACUGUUUCAAGUCGAGAGUAGUGAAUGAUGAGAUGCGGUAGAGGUGGAACUGCUUAAAAUGAUCCAAUGUGGACAGUUCCAACGACCUGAAAGAAAAAGAAGAAGGGUGUUUUGGCAUUUAUAUCUUCUAAAUGAUAAAAAAAAAAGUCCUUUGGUGCAAACGCAACUGUGGAUUAGUUCAAUGAAGCUAAAUUGGUUCAGAGACUCGUUCAUUUUCCAUUACAAGAAUAAGCAAAUCACGGCCAUCGGAUCAAGCAGCCGGAGAGUAGACAGUUACUUGCUUAGGAUUUUGGAAUCAACAGCAGGCAAAUAAUUGUUGACAGCAACUUGCACUCCCAGAGCUUCCACUUAUGAAGUAGACCUUGAUGUUUGUUCCGCUAUCCCUAGAAAAAUAUAGGCCUUGAUGCCAAAGCUUGGAGACAGUGGAAGCACACAACAGAACACGUCUAUGGCUGUCCUUGAGCUAUACUAGAUUUUUUUUUUUCAAUUUUCCUGUUACUGUAGAAAAUAAUGUCGAUUCUUUACCAGAGACAACAGCAGCAACAGCAACCUCUAGUUGACUCAUUGCCCCUUUCACCUCGUCAACCAAAUAUUAACCAGCGACCUUCCUCUUUAUUCAGCACACUUGGGCUUUCUCUCACAUUGUUGACCUUUAUUGUAUUGCUCGUAUUUUUCUAUCCGUGGGUUGGUAGUUCAGGGAGCCUGUUUUCAAGUGGUGAGUCUCUUUCGAAAUGGAGGGAUUAUACAUUAUCUGAAGCUGCGGCAUUUGUAGCAAAGGAUGGUACUGUGAUAGUUUGUGCAGUUAGUCAACCAUAUUUACCUUUUCUAAAUAACUGGCUCAUCAGUAUCACCAAGCAGAAGCAUGAGGAGAAGGUACUGGUUAUUGCUGAGGAUUAUGCAACACUUUACAAGGUGAAUCAGAAAUGGCCUGGACAUGCUGUCUUGAUCCCUCCUGCACCUGAUGCUCAGACAGCUCAUAAAUUUGGAUCACAGGGGUUCUUCAAUUUCACAUCCCGCAGGCCUCGCCACUUGCUAGAUAUUUUGGAGCUUGGCUAUAAUGUGAUGUACAAUGAUGUUGACAUGGUCUGGUUGAAGGACCCAUUCCCCUUUUUCAAGGGGAAUCAUGAUGUUUAUUUCACUGAUGACAUGGCCAUGGUAAAACCUUUGGAUCAUCCUCACACUUUACCAGCACCUGGUAAAAAAGGGCGCACUUACAUCUGUAGUUGCAUGAUAUUCUUGAGGCCUACAAUUGGAGCUAAGAAAGUGAUGAAGAAGUGGAUUGAAGAACUCCAAAUUCAGCCUUGGACAAGCAAAAAGAAAACUAAUGACCAGCCUGCCUUCAACUGGGCUCUAAAUAAAACUGCUGGAGAGGUUGAUCUCUACCUGCUGCCCCAAGUUGCAUUCCCAUCAGGUGGCCUGUAUUUCAAGAAUGAGACCUGGGUUCAGCAAACCAAAGGGAAGCAUGUCAUUAUUCACAACAACUACAUCACUGGUUUUGAGAAGAAAAUAAAGCGGUUUCGUGAAUUUGGUCUCUGGUUGCUGGAUGAUCAUGCACACGAUUCACCACUCGGCAUAAUAUGAGAAGUGCACAUAUAGUCCUUUUUGGCCCUUGAUGCAUCUUGAUGCUACAAUUGCACCGGAUGAAUGACCUGCAGAAACUUUGGACUACAGUUCUUGAUGAUGGUGGCUUGCUGAUGCUUGUUCAGCCAAGUGGGUUAACUCUUCGAUCUGUAAUUUAAUAACAAAAAAGCUCUGCUAAUCUGGGUUUUGAGUUGGCCAAAUAACACAUGCUGCAUUUUACUAUUUUUUGUUUGAGGAAAGCCAAAUUUGUUUUAUUUUUAUGAUAAUUUGUUGUUCGGUGGUUCUUUCUUUGUCUUCCUUUUUUCCUUUUCUUUCCUCUUUUGUCAAUCAGAGGAGAAUUUUGAACUUUGAGUUGGAAUCUAUUGAGCAAUUUUUGUC
Nymphaea colorata (pocket water lily) is the source of this 2354-nucleotide messenger RNA. RefSeq names its product UDP-D-xylose:L-fucose alpha-1,3-D-xylosyltransferase MGP4-like. The record is from RefSeq and is a predicted model, not a curated record. The transcript has 7 exons. Gene Ontology annotation, molecular function: glycosyltransferase activity. Bases 906 to 1976 code for a protein of 356 amino acids. Gene Ontology annotation, cellular component: Golgi apparatus. NCBI's taxonomy places the organism in Eukaryota, Viridiplantae, Streptophyta, Magnoliopsida, Nymphaeales, Nymphaeaceae.